Molecule: messenger RNA, 1848 nt
Organism: Tilletiaria anomala UBC 951
Lineage: Eukaryota; Fungi; Basidiomycota; Exobasidiomycetes; Georgefischeriales; Tilletiariaceae
Exons: 5
Coding region: 1-1848 (615 amino acids)
Molecular function (GO): palmitoyltransferase activity
Source: RefSeq, a predicted model, not a curated record
AUGCGGUACUGCGCUCGAAUCGUCCAUCGCUCCUUUCGCCGAGUCGAACAUGCCGCAGAUUGGCUCACAGGAAGGGCAGGUCCAGUGUUUGUGCUGCUGUGCACGGCCCUGGUCUCAAUCGGAGCAUGGUCUUUCUUCACGACGAUGUUCUGCACAUUGGCAACGUUACCCCCUACGUAUGCGAGACUAACUUCGCGUGGAUCUAAAAGCAAGUUCCUUCAGUCGUUGCCGCCAGCUAUGCUCGAAAGCUUCGCGCGAGAUCCACUCGUAACAUCGGUCUUUCAUCUGAACCUCGCCGCAUGCUGCUACAUUGUGUACUCGAUCUUCUUCCACUACUACAUGGCGGCAACAGAGCCGCCAGGAAGUGUCACCGAAGGCCUUUCAUCAGUGCUGAGAGAGAAGCGUAGUGGAGAAGGCAGCAGCGCAUGGUGGGCUAGCGUAAGGACGCGAGCAGCGCGAGCGAGUACAGCAACUGUGAAACGACGAGCUCUUGUCGUUGAACCCGCGAUACCCAUGUCGGUGCUCAAAUCCAACGAAGAGCACAUAGACAACAUCAUGAAGAAGACAAAAUCGACCUCGGAUGCGCGUGCAAAGUGGCAGGCUUCAGAUGCUAUUCAAGAGACGAAUUUACCCCUACAUGCGCCGACGGCUGCAUCGUCUCAUCAGGCGGGCGCAUCGCCGGCCUCCUCUUCUUCACACGAACUGCAUCGUUUGAACGACUCGUUUGGGCAAUCGCAGAUGCAGAGCCGCCACUCGCACCGGUCCAGCUCGUCCACUUCGAGCGUCGCUUCGUCUCGGGCGACAGGAGUUACCGGGCAUAACCUUCUCGCUCCGCAACCGCGACCAGGUGCGAUUCGAAACCUGUCCUCGGCUGCAGUAACCCGUGCGUCUCCGAGCCCUCCACCAAGAAAGUCAUGGGAGUCGUUGGAGGCGCACGAGCGAAUCGCGGACCACCUGGACGAAGACUCGGACGACCUCUUCCCACUGUCAAAGAUGUGCACGAAGUGCACGCCUGUGCCGCUGUCGCGCGCGCUGAUCUCGCUUCCUCCGGAAUUGCGGCUGGUGGAGCGAGCGCUCCGGGGCAAACGCAAGAGAGGGCCAUCAGAGGCGCAAGACGACGUCCUUGCUGAUGAUGAGGGCAGCUUUCGCAUGGACAAGCUCGGGCCUCCGGGUUACGAUGAAGACGAGGCUGGAGUGGCGGAUUGGCUUGGGGAGCCGGACGCGAGCAAGUUGGUACCUCCGCCCAAGCCUGAGCGAACGCAUCACUGUUCGAUAUGCAAAGCGUGUGUUCUGAAAUAUGACCAUCACUGUCCGUGGCUAAACCAAUGCGUUGGGCUCGGCAACGAGCGCUACUUUGUGCUUUUCGUGGUCUGGUUGGGCCUUGCAUGUGUCAUCAUCACCGGUUCGGGGUGGCAGGUCGCUUACUUGGCUGUGCAAAUCAAUGAGCCUUGGCCGCAUGCAUAUACGCCGCGCGUGUUUGUUCUUCUCACCUGGCUACUCGCCACCAUCAUGGCCGUCGGGCUGGGCGUCAUGUCCAUCUGGCAGCUUGUGCUCGUUGCGCAUGGCGAAACGAGCGUCGAGUCUCAUGAUAACGCGCAUUACGAUGCGCUGGCCAAGCGGCGCGGGCAAAAGUUCAUCAACGUCUAUGAUCUGGGGCCGCGGCGCAACUUGGAGUUAUUCUUCAAUGUCGGCGAAGAUUCGAAAUAUUCUUAUUUCUCCAUCUUGCUACCCAUCAGGGUUCCUCCCUAUUCGGAUGGGUGGCACUGGGCGAAGCGGCGCGGGCUCGGGGGUCGACAUGCAGGCAUUGAGGCAGUGGAGGAAUUGACGGACGACGAGGGACCAGAUUGA